Cylicostephanus goldi is the source of this 384-nucleotide messenger RNA. Lineage: Eukaryota; Metazoa; Nematoda; Chromadorea; Rhabditida; Strongylidae. The record is from the annotation of a GenBank genome assembly.
AUGUACCAGAAUGACCACAACAGAAAUAAACAAUUAGUACUUAUUUUAGGAGUUUACGACCCGUUCACUGGAAAGAACUUGAACUAUGAUGACAUAUUGACAAUUCCCAUCAUCGAAAAUCAAACAAAAGAAGAACAUCUGCUGCCAGCUUUGGAUGAGUGCUUAAAAGCAAAUCAACGUGCUUGUGCCGUUCUCGUACGAAACCACGGUCUAUUCGUUUGGGGAACAACAUGGGAGAAAGCCAAGAUUAUGGCGGAAUGCAUCGACUACCUCCUAGAUUUGGCCAUUGAUAUGAUUCGAUAUGGAAUUCCGCUCGUUAAGGAUUCUGUUAUGGAAGGAUCAGCCCAUCCUGAUGAGGAGUAUCGGCAUAUAUUUUAUCAGUAG